GGAGCAGGGCAAGUCCUCAGCACCCCACUCACUCCGCCACCUCUUCUGGGAACAGUGAGGUCAAGUUGCAGCCCCAGCACCUGGAAAGUAACCACAACUCUCUCCUCCUGGUCUGGGCAUGCUAGAAAAUGCAACGAAACAGCCAAGUCCUAUUGUGUCAAUGGAGGAGUAUGCUACUACAUCGAAGGGAUUAAUCAGCUGUCUUGCAAGUGUCCGAUCGAAUUCACAGGAGACCGGUGUCAGCAUUUCGCAAUGGUCAGCUUCUCCAAGCAUCUUGGAUUUGAAUUAAAGGAGGCAGAGGAGCUCUACCAGAAAAGAGUUUUAACCAUCACAGGAAUCUGUGUUGCCUUGCUUGUGGUGGGCAUCGUCUGUGUGGUAGCUUACUGUAAAACCAAGAAGCAAAGAAAACAGAUGCAUAAUCAUUUACGACAGAACAUGUGUCAUGCCCAUCAGAACAGGAGCCUUGCAAAUGGGCCAAGCCAUCCGCGUUUGGAUCCAGAGGAAAUCCAAAUGGCUGAUUAUAUUUCUAAGAAUGUUUCUGCCACUGAACACGUGAUCCGGAGGGAAACAGAGACAACCUUUUCAGGAAGUCACUCCUGCUCACCGUCACAUCACUGCUCCACAGCCACUCCAACAUCCAGCCAGAGACAUGAAAGCCACACCUGGAGCCUGGAGCGGACGGAGAGCCUGACUUCCGAUUCCCAGUCCGGGAUCAUGCUGUCCUCGGUGGGAACCAGUAAAUGCAACAGCCCUGCUUGUGUGGAGGCGCGGGCCCGCCGUGGGGCUGCCUUCUGCAUUGAGGACUCGCGGCGGCCCACGACGCAGUACCGCGACUCCGUGGACUCACUGCGGGACUCACCGCACAGCGAGAGGUACGUGUCGGCCCUGACCACACCAGCACGCCUGUCGCCUGUCGACUUCCACUACUCGAUGGCGGCGCAGGUGCCCACCUUCGAGAUCACCUCCCCCAACUCCGCGCACGCCGUCUCCCUGCCGCCAGCAGCCCCCAUCAGCUUCCGCGUGGAGGAGCAGCAGCCCCUGCUGCGGCGAUACCAGCUGCCCUUCCAGGACACGCAGCGCUAUGACAGCUACUACCAAAGGAAGACCUACCUGAACGACAGCAUGGGGAGCCUGCCCUCCAGCCCCUUCCGCAUCACGGAGGACGACGAAUAUGAGACGACGCAGGAGUACGUCACAGCGCUAGAGCAGCCAAAGAAAACAGCCAGCAGCAACAGGGUUAAUUUAGUUCCUAUGACCUACAUGAUAGCAUAG
Molecule: messenger RNA, 1272 nt
Organism: Meleagris gallopavo (turkey)
Lineage: Eukaryota; Metazoa; Chordata; Aves; Galliformes; Phasianidae
Source: RefSeq, a predicted model, not a curated record